This is a messenger RNA of Fusarium coffeatum, 849 nucleotides long. RefSeq lists its product as uncharacterized. NCBI's taxonomy places the organism in Eukaryota, Fungi, Ascomycota, Sordariomycetes, Hypocreales, Nectriaceae. The transcript has 2 exons. The coding region runs from base 1 to 849 and encodes 282 amino acids. The record is from RefSeq and is a predicted model, not a curated record.
AUGCCCAAUUACACACAAGAACAACUCGAAAAAGCCGUUCACGAUGUCAAAGUCCUCGGUCACAGCCACCAAAGCGCAGCCAAAGCCAACGGCGUACCAAAGUCCACUUUACUAGGACGUCUCCGUGAAAAAGUUCUCGUCUCGUGGAUCAUGGCUCAGCAUUCUACCGGCGCAGCACCUACGCAGAAGCAAAUCAUGACUCUCGUCGCAAGGCUGCUAAGGGAGCAGGGUGAUCAUGAGCCAUUGGGCAAGCAGUGGUUGGCGCGUUUUCUUGAUAGAAAUGAGCCGCUUAAGAGAUUACCGUCGAGAGGGGAUGCUGGAACGAAAUUGAGGUCCGUUGGGCCUGAGGCUGUGGAGGUCAUCUUUUCUAUGAUGACGAACCCGCUGCUUAUGAAUAGUCAGACGGAAAACCCACAGUUAAGCCAGGGCCCAUUCCAUUAUAGUCAAGGUCAGCUUGUAAUGACGCAGGGAUACACGACAGUGAGGAUAAUUGGUACGGAAAAUGCAGGCAUCGGUAAUUCAGGUGCUGUUACUCCAGUUCCUGUCAAUCCGGUUCCUGCCAAUCCAGGUAUGGUCAACCCAAGUGCGGUUAAUUCAGGCGUAGUACGUCUAGGAGUGGUCCAUCCAGGCAUGGUUGAUAGAAUACAAGGCCAAGUCGCCAACAACACGGUGAAUAUGGGCAACGGACGAGAGCAAAAUCCGAUCGAGGUUGAUUUGGACGACGAUUCAGACGACGAUAGUCUAAACGAAGCAGAUCUGGACGAGCCCAUCACCAGCAUGGUGGUAUCCCGAAACCCUACUCAAACGAACGCGAAUGAAAAAGGUCCUUCUCAGAUACCGGAGCAAUAA